Exserohilum turcica Et28A is the source of this 2019-nucleotide messenger RNA. RefSeq lists its product as uncharacterized. NCBI's taxonomy places the organism in Eukaryota, Fungi, Ascomycota, Dothideomycetes, Pleosporales, Pleosporaceae. Gene Ontology annotation, molecular function: flavin adenine dinucleotide binding; oxidoreductase activity, acting on CH-OH group of donors. The record is from RefSeq and is a predicted model, not a curated record. The transcript is spliced from 3 exons. Bases 1 to 2019 code for a protein of 672 amino acids.
AUGAAGAUUUACGACGCCCUUCACCUUCUCUUGCCCACGGUCGUUCUCGCCGCUUCGAGCCCAUCAUGCACACCGCUCCAGAACUCAGCAAACUCCUCAGACACGUAUGAUUACAUUGUCACUGGCUCCGGUCCAGGGGGCGGUACAAUUGCUACCAAUCUCGCGCGUGCAGGUCAUUCGGUUCUCUUGAUAGAAGCAGGUUCCGAUGCUACUUUUGACAUUCGCACCCAAAUCCUUGCUCUCAACAACUUUGGAAAUCCAAACGUUGCAUGGCAUUUCUUUGUCAGACACAGCGAUGACGAGGAGAGGCUGAAGAGGUAUAAUCUGUUGGUUUGGAGACUACCAAACGGAGAGUACUGGGUUGGAAAAGACCCCAGUGUCGACGGAUAUGUCGGUGCCGAGAGACUGGGGGUCUUCUACCCCCGCGGUGCGACGCUUGGUGGAAGUGCUAUUAUCAAUGCAGCAGCGACGUACUUGCCUAGCGACAGUGACUGGGACAUCUUUGACCAAGGAACCGAAGAAAGGCUCUGGAGUGCCGAACUCAUGCGUGAGUACUUUGAGAAGAUUGAGCAUAACAACUACCUCAAACCAGGCACUCCAGGUCAUGGUUUCACUGGCUGGCUACAAACAAACAUAGCCGACCGUGCUACCCAGGUAGGUGCUUCGCUUCGCCUGAGUAUUUUCCAGGCGGCUUUGAAGCUCCUUGGUAAAGAUCCAGAGAAGGUGCUGGAUUAUCUCAUGAGCGACCCGAACUAUCUCGACCCAAACCGUGAUCGUACAGAGUCAUUGUGGUCUUUGCCUUUUCAUGUCAUAUCGAACUGGAAACGCUUUAGUCCGCGCGACUACAUUCUGCAGACGCGCAAUGAGACGAAUGCGAACGGCACACCCAAGUAUCCGCUCCACCUCCAGCUCGAGUCCCUGGUUACCAAGGUUCUUUUCGAUACCUGCAGUGGUAAAACUACCAAGCCGCGAGCAGUGGGUGUCGAGUAUCUUGAAGGCAAGUCUGUGUACAAGGCGGAUCCACGACUGAACGGUACCACCAAAACAGGCACCAAGAAGAUGGCUUUUGCUCUCAAAGAAGUCAUUGUCGCCGGCGGUACAUUCAACUCGCCCCAGAUUCUCCAGCUCUCUGGUAUCGGGCCAAAAGCCCUGCUUGAAAAGUACGACAUUCCAGUCGUCGCCGAUCUACCAGGUGUAGGCCGCAACCUCCAGGACAACUACGAGAUACCCAUGUACGGCAAUGCCAAAGUCAAUUUCACGACUCCGGUGGAUCCCAACGCGCCAGUGUGCACAUUCGGCGCACCUGGAGACCCAUGCAUUGAUCUUUGGCACAAGGGCGAGGGGCCCUACGCGCGUGGAGUUUCAAACUCCAAUUCCCUCCUGCUCAAAACGCCGCACGCAGUCGACGACGAGCGAGACAUGUUCCUUUUCGCCAACACUGGCGGUGCCUUUAACGGUUUCGCGCCUGCGACGAGUCAAAACAGGACCCGACUCCCGGCAUCGACCUUUUCCUGGUCCACGGUCAAGAUCCAUCCCCAGAACACGGCGGGAUACAUCCAGAUCCAAUCUGCAGACCCCAGAGACGUGCCAGACGUCAACUUCAACCAUUUCGUUACCGGCAAAGACACCGAUAUGGGCGCCAUCCUCGCGGCCCUAGCCUUUGUCCGCAAGACUUUCAACUCCACCGAGGGUCCCACCGACCCCGUGACUCCUGUGUCGCCGCCGUGCCCGCCCUCGGAUAUCCUCGACACGGGAUACUGCCGCGACAUGGACAUUGACCGCAACUGGAUUGAAGACCAAGCUUUUGGCCACCAUCCCACCAGCACCAACAAAGUCGGGCCCGACGCUGAUCCCAUGGCCGUCUUGGACUCCAGGCUCAGGGUCAGAGGCGUCCAGGGCCUGCGUGUCGUCGAUGCAAGUGCAUUUCCAAGAUGUCCCGGCGCGUUCCCGUCGGUUUCUACAUUCCUGCUGAGUGCGCGCGCGUCAGACCUGGUGCUGGAGGAUGCGGGGAAAUGGUAG